UUUUUGAAAAAAUAUUGCCAGCAAAACAUUUUAAUGUGUAUAAAUAAUUUGAAAAUCUCAUUGGUCGAUAUGUAAUUUUUUAUGAGCAUAAAAUACAGUUUCGUUUUAGAUCAAUAAUCCAAAUUUUAAUAACAUCAUAUGCUGCUUUUGGAUGAAGUUAUACAUUAAUUCUGCCUUGUUCCUUAAUAAAUUUAAGCUAAAAUUUAGUGUUAAUUUUAUUAGCCUCAUCGAUAUCUUAGAUAAUUCUGGCAUCCUCAUCAGAAUCUGAGAUCGGUGGAUCUUCUCCACCGACAAAGAAACAACGUGUUUAUCCACCCUCUUCUAGCUCACACAAAUCUUUUUCUAACAUAGAAAUACAAGCUGUUGGAAACAUAUCACCUCUAUAUCACUUAAAAAUGCAUCCUAAUGGUUGUUUUAUGACUGAUGAUAAAUCUUUAAACCCUGAUUCUGAAAUAAAAAAUGUAGGUGAAAUCAUUGUAAAUGAUUUUCCAAGUAAAAAUGGAUCUGAUUAUGGAAUACAAAAUCAAAUGUUAACCCCCAUGCAACUAAAGCAGGCAGCUCAUUUAUCUGUUUAUAAUGAAAGAAAUUAUUGUUCUUGUUGUUGUUGUCUAAAAUAUAGGAAUAAUUUAGUAGGACAUGAAAAGUCUAACAUUUCCAAUCUUAUAAUAUUUGCUAAAGAAUCUUCUCAUCUUAAUUUUGCUCAUAGUGAUGAUAAAGUCAUUAAAGAUUAUCAGGACCCACAUUUAGACAAUAUAAAAAAUAAUGCACCAAAAAAAAUUUUAACUAAAAUACAUAUAUGCAAAAAUCUUAAAAAUGGGGAUAAUAUAAAACCAGAAUAUAAUCAUGAUUAUAAUAUGAGUGAAAUCUCUCACAUAUGCAAUUUAAAAGCAAACACACAAUCUACCAAACUCUCACAGCCUAAACCCAAACAUGCAAUUAACAAAGCAAAUUAUAAUCACAAAAAUGGUAAUAACAUGUUAAACUUAAAUGAUCCUCCAACUAAUAAAACAUCAAAUGCUUCCAAAACAAUCAAACACUCUUGUCACUUGCACACCCACAAUUUACCUCAUAAACAUAAUAAAAUUAAAGAAAAUAACAAAACCUUACUCAACAAUGAUAAUACAGGGCUAUCAGAUGUUCAAAGAAAAAGCUUAAUAUCCCAAUCUGAUUAUGAAAUUAUACGAAUUAUAGGACAACACCUCAAAGAUUUAGGAUUGAGCCGUUCCACCGAAAUUCUAAUCAAGGAAUCCGGAUGUUAUUUAGAGCACCCAGCCGCCGCCAACUUCAAUAGACAUGUUAUGAACGGUGAAUGGGGAAAGGCGAUGAAAGAUCUCUCCGCGCUUAAGCCCAUGCUGCAAGUUAGCGAAAUAGAAGCAAUGCCCAAAAUGAAAUUUCUUUUGUUGGAACAAAAGUACUUGGAACUUUUGGACGAAGGAAAAACGCUAGACGCUCUCUAUUGCCUGAGAUUCGAAUUAUCCGCCCUAAAACAAGAUUCAGAACAUUUGCACAAACUAAGCAGCUAUUUGCUGUGCAAAGGCUCCGACGAUGUUAGGUCUACAGCUGCGUGGGAAGGAAAAGGCAAUAAUUCGAGGCAGAAACUGAUGGAAAAACUGCAAACUUUCCUCCCCGCCAAUAUAAUGUUACCUCCCAAGAGACUUUCCAAACUCCUAUCUCAAGCCCUAGAACUUCAAAGGCAAAAGUGUUCGUUCCACAACGCUUCCCCGAAUAACCCCCUGAGUGGCAUAAAUACUUUUAACCGCGCGUCAAACCCUUUCUCCCUCGGAAAUCUAAAUAGCCGUGAAAACAACGAGCUUUUCACGCGAAACAAUAAAUAUUUCGGGACGAAUGAGGGCAUCUUCUCACCGAAAGAUGGUAUAGAGGGGAUGGAGAUGAUUGACGGGACCGACACCAUCCUCAAAACCACUAACGGGCUUCCAAAGCAAAACUCCUUAUUAUCUGCCAGCUUGUCGAUGCCUUCAACACCCGUAACUAACGUAUUCGACAAUAACGGCUGCAAUAAUAACAAAAAUAACCUCAACGAUAAUUUCCCUUACACCGAUAACUUCUUCAGUUUUAACGAUUUCGCCAACACCCCCUCCGCCUUUUACAACAACGAUAGCCGUAGAAAGCGGCACAAUACCAGCACCUUUUACGACCGACACUUCUCUUCGUUCGGUUCGGGCUCUUCCGGAGCCACCUUAUUUUGCACGCCUCCCAGUACAUCCUUGCUUACCGAUCACGUUUGUUCGAAAGACACAUUUCCCCACGAAAUCCAACAGAUCUUGAGCGAUCACAUUGACGAGGUCUGGUAUUGCAAGUUCUCUCACAACGGUAAAUAUUUAGCGACUGGCUCAAAGGACUCCACCGUCAUUAUCUGGGAUAUAAAUUUCGAAACACACCAAGUGAGUAAAAAGCACAUGUUGCAGGGUCAUUCGUACGGUGUAUCCUACCUGACUUGGAGCCCUGAUGAUUCAAUGCUGCUGGCUUGCGGGCCAGAUGAUUGCCCCGAAGUUUGGUUAUGGAACGUUCAAACCGGUGAGUUGCACAUAAAAAUGCGCCAUUCUCCAGAUGAUAGCCUGACAAGCGCAGCGUGGCACAAAGAUGGGAAGAGAUUUGCCACCGGGGGUACCAGGGGACAGUUUUACUUAUGCGACAUAGACGGGAACAUCGUGGAAAGUUGGGAAGGAGUUAGAAUCCAGUGUAUGUGGGCCUUUCACGACGAUAAAACUAUUCUAGCCUCCGACACGCAUCACCGCAUACGCUCUUAUAAUUUUGAAGAACUCAAGGAUAAAAAUAUGUUACAAGAAGACCACGCGAUAAUGUCAUUCAUAUGUAGCGAAGACGAUAAAUUAGCCUUGCUCAACGUUGCCAACCAGGGAGUUCACUUAUGGGAUUUAGAGGACAAAAUCCUUAUCAAAAAAUUUCAAGGGUUAACUCAAGGAUUUUACACCAUCCAUUCCUGCUUCGGUGGAGCCAACAAAGAUUUUGUCGCAAGUGGAAGUGAAGAUAACAAAGUGUACGUAUGGCACAUGACCAAGGAAAAGCCUAUCGCCUGUCUCUCCGGUCACACUCGUACGGUUAACAGCGUGAGUUGGAACCCCGUAUUAAAUACCAUGAUAGCGUCUGCGUCGGACGAUUCCACCGUUAGAAUCUGGGGGCCUUCUCCACCUUACAGAAUCUAUAGUGAUAAGAUAGAAGGCUAGAAAACGGAUUCAAUGCUUGCUUGAAAUAAGCUAUUUAUUAUCACUUGGUAAAAACACCGAAUAAUUUGGCUCAUUUUUAUCCUCCAUUUUUCUUUAUUAUAUUUUUUUAUAUCUUACACCAAUUUCCAAAUUUAGUCAUAUAUAUAUAUUUAUGGAUAAUAAUAAUAAUAUUUAAUUUUAAAAAUGAAAAAAAAAUUACACACUUAAAAAAAACUAAAUUAUUUUUUGAAUCAUAAUAUAUUGUAUACACACCUUAUUUAUGAAUCGCUUGUCUCGUUUUAAAAAUCACACUUUUUUCAAAAAGUAAACUUUUUCCUCCAUUUUUUUUUGGUGUAUUUUUGUGAAUCCAAAAUUGAUCAUUCUGUUUAAAUGUUAAAAAAAAAAUUUUUUUUCAUGUUUUUCGUUCUUCUUCUUCUUCCUCUAAGAAUACAAUAAGAUUUUGGCAUAAAAUUAGGAUCAUUUUAUAUUUAAUACCUUAUAUUGACAUUCCUCAAAAGUAUCGAGAUACUAUUGGGGAAAAAAAAAAUAACUGGGCGACAAAGAAUAUUUAUUGAUCUAGCUUACGUCUACACCUUUUUAGGGUUCGUUUUUACUUUAAUCAUUACUAUAUUAUUUUUUUAAUUUUUUUUCUCUCCUAAUAAGUAUAAUAUUUUGCGGAAAUUAUUAUUUUUUUUUUUGAGGAAUCAAAUGUGCAUUCGUUAAGUUUUAAAAAUCAUAUCUUUUCCACCAUCUUUUUUUUUUAACUCACACUCAUUUAGAUUGAUUUGUUUUUUGUGGAUAAAAAGAAAAAUGGCUAAAUUUGGGGGUUUUUUUUAAAAAAAUCUUUUAAAAAGAAAAAAUCAUAAAAUAUCUGAACGUGCAUUCAUUCAUUCAAUUAUUUUUUUUUUGAAAUUAUAUCAGAUAAUGUU
Molecule: messenger RNA, 4111 nt
Organism: Gordionus sp. m RMFG-2023
Lineage: Eukaryota; Metazoa; Nematomorpha; Gordioida; Chordodea; Parachordodidae
Product: WD repeat-containing protein 26-like
Exons: 16
Coding region: 396-3203 (935 amino acids)
Biological process (GO): proteasome-mediated ubiquitin-dependent protein catabolic process
Cellular component (GO): GID complex
Molecular function (GO): protein binding
Source: RefSeq, a predicted model, not a curated record